UGUCAAACUCACGUGGCCUUCUAACCUCACUUUUUAAUGUUUUUCAUGUUUCACAAACAAUUUUAUUUUUGUCUUAAAAUCUUUAUUCUUUACUAAUAAAUACACAGUAAACCUCUCAAAAAAGGCGUCAUGGACGAAGACCAAGAAGAAAAACCCCUAAAUUUCCACGAAAUGGAGUUAGAUGACCGCAUAUUAAAAGCCAUAGCGAAACUCGGCUGGGCAGUUCCGACUCUAAUACAAGAAAAAGUGAUUCCGCUAGUGCUGGAAGGUAAAGAUGUCUUAAUUCGGGCCCGGACUGGAUCAGGAAAAACUGCCGCUUUCGCCGUCCCCGUGAUUCAGAAAAUUCUAAAUUUCAAACAGACCACAACACAUCAAGAAACGAAGGCACUAAUCCUGGCACCCAGCAAAGAACUGUGCAACCAAAUAUGUAAAGUCUUAAAAGAUUUAACCAUAAAGUGCUCUCGAGAAGUAAAAUGCCUUGAUAUUGCUCCACAAGAAGAUUUAACUAUUCAGAAACCAUUGCUCACUGAGAAACCUGACAUUAUUGUAGCUACCCCGGCAAGGUGUCUUCAACAUAUACUAGCUGGUAAUAUUAACCUAAAAAAGUGCUUAGAGAUUCUUGUUAUUGAUGAGGCGGAUUUAGUAUUCUCUUUUGGCUAUGAAGCUGAAAUUAAACAGCUUCUAGACCACUUGCCUAGUGUCUAUCAAGCUAUACUAGCCUCAGCCACUCUCAGUGAAGAUGUAAAAAGCUUAAAACAGAUUGUUCUACACAACCCAGUAACUUUGAAACUAGAAGAGCCAGAGCUUGCCCCUUCAAGCCAAUUGACGCACUACCAUCUUAAGGCAGAGGAAAUUGACAAAGCCACCAUAUUAUGCACUUUACUCAAGUUACAUCUAAUUAGAGGGAAAACUAUUAUAUUUGUCAAUACUGUAGAUAAAUGUUAUAAAAUCAGAUUGUAUCUGGAACAGUUUGGUGUAAGAACUUGUGUAAUGAACUCAGAGUUGCCCUCAGCAAUCCGAUGCCACUCAGUAAAUCAGUUUAAUCAAGGAGUCUAUGAUAUUAUAGUAGCUUCAGAUGAAAAAUCCUUAGAAUCCCCUGGAACAGAAUCAGCCCCUGAACCAACAAAGAGGUUCAAAAGAAAUAAGGACAAAAACAGUGGGGUGUCAAGGGGCAUAGAUUUCCAGUGUGUAUCAAAUGUAAUCAACUUUGACUUUCCCUUGGAUGUGCAAUCUUAUAUCCAUAGGGCAGGUCGCACUGCUAGAGGUAAUAACCAGGGCAGUGUGUUAUCUUUUGUCAGUAUGAAGGAGCUUCCCUUGCUAGAAAAAAUUGAAAAUAAACUAAAACAAGGACAAGAUGAUUCAGUCUCCUUAUUUAAGUCCUAUCAGUUUAAAUUAGAAGAGGUAGAGUCAUUUAAAUAUAGGGCAAAAGAUGCUUGGCGAGCUGUAACUAAAAUUGCUGUAAGAGAAGCCAGACUGAAGGAAAUCAAACAGGAAAUAUUCAAUUGUCAAAAGCUGAAAAGUUACUUUGAAGACAACCCAGCAGAUUUGCAAGUUUUAAGGCAUGACAAGGCAUUACAUACUGUUAAGGUGCAAAGGCAUUUGUCAAAUGUACCUGAAUAUAUUGUGCCUCCCACAUUAAAAAAUCUGUCAGGCAUAGGUAAGAAGAAUAAGAGGAAAAGAGAUUAUCAGUCUUCAAAUAUUGCAUCAAAAAUCAAGGCUAAAAAAAAUAAUCCCCUUGCUGCUAUGCAGUUUGAGGGAUUUAAGAAGAAAAGGAAGAAGAUUGCUUAAUUUUUUUAAAUUGUAAAUAUAGAAAUAAAAAUUUUUUUUUUAUUAA
Molecule: messenger RNA, 1834 nt
Organism: Anthonomus grandis grandis
Lineage: Eukaryota; Metazoa; Arthropoda; Insecta; Coleoptera; Curculionidae
Gene: Hlc
Product: probable ATP-dependent RNA helicase DDX56
Exons: 1
Coding region: 130-1788 (552 amino acids)
Cellular component (GO): nucleolus
Molecular function (GO): nucleic acid binding; ATP binding; RNA helicase activity
Source: RefSeq, a predicted model, not a curated record